Molecule: messenger RNA, 2735 nt
Organism: Topomyia yanbarensis
Lineage: Eukaryota; Metazoa; Arthropoda; Insecta; Diptera; Culicidae
Product: zinc finger protein 62 homolog
Exons: 3
Coding region: 228-2408 (726 amino acids)
Biological process (GO): regulation of transcription by RNA polymerase II
Cellular component (GO): nucleus
Molecular function (GO): DNA-binding transcription factor activity, RNA polymerase II-specific; zinc ion binding; RNA polymerase II transcription regulatory region sequence-specific DNA binding
Source: RefSeq, a predicted model, not a curated record
CUGUUAGAAUUUAACGAGAUAAACAAGUGGAAAAUUGAUUUUUAUAUAUAAAACAGUCUACAUGUAAAUUUCAAUAACUAUUUCAUGAUAUAAAUAAAGUUUUUGAUCGGUACAUUGAUGAACUUCACAUUUUCAAGAGUAAUACCGAAAACAUUGCCGGAAAAAUAAAAAAGUGAUAGUUGCAUUAUACAUUGUGUAUUGUCCGAACAAAAUUAUUGGAACUGAUAAUGUCUGGAACAUGUCGUUUAUGUUUGGGAGGAAACUUCGAGCUCAAUUCGAUAGCAGUAGAGGACGAAGAAAUGCGCCGGAAAAUCGAUAAAAUAUUUUACUUUCCCAUUUUCCGCAGCCCGCAAAUACCGAGUCUUGUUUGUCUCAAUUGUAAACAAUUGGUGUUCGAGUUCUAUGAAUAUGCCGAGAACGUGCAGAAGAAUCAGCAGAGCCUUUGUAAUUUACUGACACACGAGGUCGACGACCAUGCGACUGAACUGGACGCAUGUAUUAAAAAAGAGCUUCCCGAAACUGAGUGGGUUGCUGUCGAUAACAUGUCAGACGGCACCCUAUGCGUGGAUGAAGAAUUCGAGUUGAAAGAAGAACUUGAAGUGGAGGUCGGUGAAGCGGAAAUAGAUCACGAUAUUGCCAGUACGUCGGAGACGUUGCAAAAUAAAUCAGUUAGUGGAAAAGAGGAAGCAUCACCUAGACGGUACACACUAAGAAAAAAGAGACCUCGCGCUAGUAGUGAGAUGACCAACAGUUUGAUUGAUAAAAUGGUUCUUAAGCACCACAAACUGUCGUGCGAUUUGUGUUCAAUUCCGCUGAAAGAUUUUGUAGAAAUGCGCAAACAUUUUGUGUCGGUUCACAAAGAAGAGCCUUAUUUAAUGUGUUGCGAUAAGAAACUGUAUAAGAAAUACCGCAUGGUUCAACAUCUACAGCUACAUCUGAAUCCGGAUGCGUUCCGCUGUGAAAUUUGCAUGAGAAGCUACAGCUCGAAAAAGGUUCUUCGGGAGCACAUGAAAGAAGUAUGCUUACCAAGAGAAAGCCAACGAGAGCAAUCGAUAGAUGAAGUAAAGGUCAAACCUGUUGAGAUAGAGAAGAAAGCUGAGAAACCAGCGGAACCGGACGCUGAGGUGUUGGUACUUCAGCAUCAUAAGCUAGCGUGUGAUCUUUGUUCGGUGCCGCUAAAAGAUUUCAAAGAACAACGAAAGCAUUAUGUUUCGGUUCACAAUGAAGAACCUUAUUUAAAUUGCUGCAAAAAGAAGUUCUAUAGAAAAUUUCGAAUGGUUCAGCAUCUUCAGUUGCAUCUUGAUCCAGAUGCGUUCCGUUGUGACAUCUGUAAUAAAAGCUACAGUUCAAAAAGAGUUUUACGAGAACAUCAAAAAGACGUACACACAUCAAAACAAUCGCGUGAAGUAAGUGCCACACCGAUUGUCAAACCAAAAGUCAAAACUUCGAGCGCGAAACCCACGGACGAUGAAUUGAUUCUAGAGCAUUUCAAUCUAUCGUGUGAUUUAUGUCAACAAUCAUUCAAUGACUUCGGGGACCUACGACAGCAUUUUGAAUCAGUGCACAACGAGGAACCCUAUCUAAAGUGUUGCAAUAAAAAGUUUAACAAAAAGUAUUUGAUGGUUCAGCAUCUGCAGUGGCACAUGAAUCCAGAAAUCUUUCGCUGUGAUAUCUGCAGCAAAAACUGCAAUUCUAAACGGCUACUGCGUGACCACGUGAGAGAGGUCCAUUUGCGGGAUAAGACAUGUCCAGAGGAGUGCAAAUCGUGCGGAAAAAUGUUUCACAAUAGAACUCUUCUGAAAGCACACCUAAGGCGGGCGCACCUAUCGGUACCAUGCCCCAAAUGUCCCAAACUGUUGUCUCCAGGAUCACUUUGGAAACAUCUUUUAUCAAUUCACGGUGAAGCGCAGGACUUCGUUUGUGAAAUAUGUGCUCGUUGUUUCCGGGAUAAACGAUGUUUUCAAGCACACAUGAAAGGACACAUGGGAACCCGGCAUGAGGACCGAGUUCAGUGUACAGUUUGCUCGCUGUGGUUGACGAACAAAUAUCAGCACACGAAACAUAUGCGGCGCAUACACAUCGAACCGGGACUAGAAGAAAUUCACCAAUGUAAUUUGUGUGGAAAAGUGAUGCGAAAUCGCGAAGCGCUAAAUGUCCACAAGCAUCGCAUUCACAGCCCAAUGAAGUACGAGUGUAGCUAUUGCCAUCAGAAGUUCCGAAUGAGACGACAUAUGAAGGAACAUACAGCGAUGCAACAUACUGGAGUUCAUCUGUAUGCUUGCGAUCAUUGCCCCGAGCGAUUCUUCACCAAAAAUAAACAAUAUACACAUCGAAAGAGUGUUCAUCCGGUGGAGUUCGAGGAGGAAAUGCAAAAGCGACUAAUGAUGAAUACGAGUAAUACGACAUGAAUGGUUUUUGGCACUCAAUAAUAGAACUAAGUUAUUACCAUAUGUAUCUGAUAAUGUCUGAAUGUAUCUGACACAAGGAAAAAUCAUAAAGUUUCUGUAUUGGUUUUCGUGAGAUUCACACUGAACAAGUCUCGAGUACCGUAAAAAUUUCUGACUGGCAAAUCGAUUUUUUUUAAUUUGUUAUUCUGAAAGAAUUGGUUGAUUUUUAAAAGCUACAGUUUUUUUUGUUUUGAUCAAUAACCGGCACAAACACUGUGAUCCGGAAUUUUCCCUCAGUGUUUUUUUACAGUGGGUUUUUAUGCCCUUAUCAUGAGUUAGUCGAGUAGU